AUCAUCGUAGUUCUGAAUUUCUACUCAUUUCCAAUAUAUCCUUUACAAUAAAGAGCUAGAUGUAUGUUCAGAUUGGUGCCAACCUACAGAGUUAGGCAUAUUUCCAAAAUUUUCCCAUUGCUUCAAGUGCGGUGCCCCUUGUUUUCAGCAGCUGCAAAUUCUCUACAAGGUACUUCAAAUGGAUGUGAAGACAAUGACAAAUCAAUUGAUUUCAAUCAUCUGUUCAAAUCCUGCACCCAAUUGCACCUUGCGAAGCGCCUUCAUGCCCUUGUUUUGGUUUCGGGAAAAGCUCAAAGCAUCUUUAUUUCAGCCAAGCUUGUUAAUCUUUAUGCUUACCUUGGCGAUGUCUCAUUCUCUCGUCGCACUUUUGAUCAGAUCAACGAAAAAGAUGUCUAUACCUGGAACGCAAUGGUUUCUGCUUAUGUUCGCAGUGGCCGUUUUCAGGAAGCUGUGGAUUGUUUCUAUCAGUUUUUCUCGACCUCAGGUCUUCGACCAGAUUUCUAUACUUUUCCUCCUGUUCUAAAAGCUUGUAAAAAUCUACCUGAUGGAAUGAGGAUGCAUUGCUUGGUUCUAAAACUGGGUUUUGAAUGGGAUGUAUUUGUUACUGCUUCCUUGGUUCAUAUGUAUACCCGGUUUCGAAUUGUAGGCUCUGCUCGUAAAUUGUUUGAUGAUAUGCCAGUACGAGAUAUGGGUUCUUGGAAUGCAAUGAUUUCUGGAUAUUGUCAAAACGGCAAUGCUGCAGAAGCAUUAGAGGUUUUGAAUGAGAUGAGAUUGGAAAGGGUAAUGAUGGAUCCUGUUACUAUAGCUAGCAUUCUUCCUAUUUGUGCACAAUUAGAUGAUAUUUUAUACGGGAGGUUGAUUCAUUUAUAUGCUAUAAAAAGUGGGUUGGAAUUUGACUUGUUUGUGUCUAAUGCAUUGAUUAACAUGUAUGCCAAGUUUGGUAAAUUGGAGCAUGCCCAGAAGGUUUUUGAUCACAUGGUGGUAAGGGAUUUGGUGUCAUGGAACUCAAUAAUUGCUGCCUAUGAGCAGAAUGAUGAUCCACAUAUGGCACUAGGUUUAUUCUACAAUAUGAAACUAAUUGGAAUUAAUCCUGAUUAUCUGACACUGGUGAGUUUAUCUUCUAUUGUUGCUCAGUUAAGUGAUUCUCGGAAGGGUAAGUCUGUUCAUGGAUUCGUCAUGAGGAGAGGUUGGUUUCUGAAGGAUGUCAUCUCUGGAAAUUCAGUAGUGGACAUGUAUGCAAAAUUGGGCAUUAUGGAUUCUGCACAUGCAGUUUUUGACGUCCUCCCAGUGAAAGAUGUGGUAUCUUGGAACACUUUGAUCACUGGUUAUGCUCAAAAUGGUUUGGCAGGUGAGGCAAUUGAAGCAUAUGGCAUGAUGCAAGAGUGCAAGGAGAUAACGCCCAACCAAGCGACUUGGGUGAGCAUUCUACCUGCUUAUUCUAAUGUAGGAGCCCUGCAACAGGGGAUGAGAGUUCAUGGACGGUUGAUUAAGAACUCUUUCUAUUUGGAUAUCUUCGUGGGAACCUGCCUGAUCGACAUGUAUGGAAAAUGUGGGAAAUUAGAUGAUGCUAUGUCCUUGUUCUUUGAAGUGCCCAAAAUGACUUCUGUCCCCUGGAAUGCCAUAAUAUCAUGUCAUGGAAUUCAUGGGCAUGCUGAGAAAGCUCUGAAGCUAUUUAGAGAAAUGCGAGAAGAGGGGGUGAAGCCAGACCAUGUAACAUUUGUAUCUCUGCUUUCAGCUUGUAGCCAUUCAGGUCUGGUUGAUGAGGGUCAAUGGUGCUUUCAUGUGAUGCAGGAAGAGUAUGGAAUUGAGCCUAUUUUGAAGCAUUAUGGCUGCAUGGUAGAUUUGUUUGGUCGAGCUGGGCAUCUGGAAAUGGCAUAUAAUUUUAUAAAAAACUUGCCAGUAAAGCCUGAUGCAUCUGUUUGGGGUGCCCUUCUUGGUGCUUGUAGAAUACAUGGAAACAUUGACUUGGGCACCUUUGCUUCAGAUCGCUUGUUUGAAGUGGAUUCAGACAAUGUUGGGUACUAUGUUCUGUUGUCAAACAUUUAUGCAAAUAUUGGGAAAUGGGAGGGAGUGGAUAAAGUAAGAGCAGUGGCUAGAGAUAAGGGAUUGAGGAAGACUCCUGGAUGGAGCUCAAUCGAGGUGAGUAAUAAGGUUGAUGUCUUUUAUACUGGAAAUCGAAGCCAUCCGAAAUGUGAGGAGAUAUUCAAGGAGUUGAGGAGUUUGACUGCUAAAAUGAAAAGCCUAGGCUAUGUUCCAGACUACAGUUUUGUGUUGCAGGAUGUUGAGGAGGACGAGAAGGAGCAUAUCCUUAUGAGUCACAGUGAGAGACUGGCAAUUGCAUACGGAAUUAUCAGCAGUCCUCCUAAAAGUCCUAUCCGAAUAUUCAAGAACCUGAGAGUUUGUGGUGAUUGCCACAAUGCGACCAAAUUCAUAUCUCAAAUUACUGAUAGAGAGAUCAUCGUGAGGGAUUCAAACCGUUUUCAUCACUUCAAAGAUGGGAUUUGCUCUUGUGGGGACUAUUGGUGACAUGACUAAACAAUUGAUGGAACAACCUUGGAAUUGUUGAGACAAGGGAUUGCGAGAAGAAUUGAGUACACUUUUUGGGCUUGAGCAGUUGAGCUGGAGCUUGGAUUGAUGAUCACUAAAGUCUGAGCAUACUUCCAGGAUGAGUUGGCCUACGUCAGACAAGGCCACUGGAGGAAUGAAUGCUUUUCAGCUUGAUGCACCCAUUUAAAUCAGCAUCGCGUGAGGGAAGGUUGUUCUUUUUGCAACCUGAUUUGGCGACACUUUUUUCUCUUAAUCAAAAGUUUCAUCAUUUUUGUGAUCCCAAGUCCAAACCACUGUGCUUUCUUUCUUGGCAUUGUGGUUGAACCGCUCUGCUGUUGCUCGAGUGCCAACCAAGUUGCCAGCUCGGUGGGAAUGUCAGAGGGUCCAUAUGCUUAUCUGGACCAUGUGGUUUUCUAAACCCUUUGCGCAUGGAAACAAAAGUUGAUUAUACACAGCUGACUUUCUUAGUCA
Messenger RNA from Theobroma cacao (cacao), 3018 nucleotides. The record is from RefSeq and is a predicted model, not a curated record. Lineage: Eukaryota; Viridiplantae; Streptophyta; Magnoliopsida; Malvales; Malvaceae.